AAAAAGUAGAAAUCCAACUAUCUUCCUUAAAUUUUACACAUCACCAGUUAACACAAAAUCUUGGUUGAUUUUACUACGUGUCAAAGAGGAGCUGGAAGGAGUGAAAACCAGAGUUCUUAAACAAUUCCAAAAAUUGGGUUUGAUUUGCAAUGAAAGCGAAGAAAUCCAGCCAAUGUCCGAGCAAAUUUUUUAUUGAUGCUAUCUCUUUAGGAGGUUCUAGCUCCUCAGUUUCUUUUCUAUCCACAAUUUGGGUCCACAUAAGCCUCACUGCACUUUUUGGCCCCAUUUCUUCACCCUUUUCACAUCCAACUACGGACGACUACGUUGUUUGGCGGUAGACGUUGUACUGUUUAGGCCUUGAUCUUUUUUCCCUUCCUUCCUUUCGGCUUUCUCCCGUUUUUAUCCAGGAAUCCCUUAAAAAAUUCGCCUUUUCUUUUUCAUUUUUUUUUUUUUAUCGAAUCUCUUUUGCUCAGUUCUAUACUUUUUUAGCUUGUACUGCUCGAUUCUGAUUCUGACGUAGGUAGUCGGGCCCUUUCUUUUUUUGUCGAAUUUUUUUGUUAUCUGGUUUCUUCGGAAAGGGUUGAAUUCGGGCAGGAGAAUCAGUUUUUGAGUCUGGGUUUUCCGGAUUGUGGCUUGUUAACAAGUGGGUUUUGCUUGAUUCUGCUCUGUGUUUUGGUUGCGAGGAAGAUUUGAGUCCGCUGGGUGUGGUUUUUGUUCUUCGGUGAGUGGUUCUUAAACCUUUGUUGAAGAAAUCUAUUUUUCAUUUUGAUGGUAUAGCUUAUCGAUUGAAGAUGAAUUGGAAGUUUGGGAUCUAUUUUUGAGCUGAAUUUGUUCAGGAUUUCUGUGUGGUUCCAAAGAAAAGGGCUUUUUAUUUUGUCUUAUUUUCUUUAUAAAAAUUACUAGUUACAUUUUCCAUCCGGGUUUUGGCAUCUGGAUUAGGCAUGUCUUGUCUGUUCGUCAGGGAUUUCUGUCUGGAUGUUGAGGAAUUUUAGAAGAAAUAAUUGAAUCAUUUUACAGGGAGGGAAAUUGUGGUUGGAGGUUUGAGGUUGUAAGUAAAGAUGAAGAGGGGUAAGGAUGAUGAGAAGGUUAUGGGACCUAUGUUUCCCAGGCUACAUGUGAACGAUACAGAGAAGGGAGGACCAAGAGCACCUCCAAGGAAUAAGAUGGCCCUAUAUGAACAGUUGAGCAUUCCAUCCCAGAGAUUUAAACCUGGCUCGGUGCCUAGUAAUCCAAGCUCCCCUGCUACUCCUGCUUCUUCUAGCCAGGGGAAUGGGCACCAGAGGAAUACAUAUUAUCCGCGUUCACUACCUCCUCCUGUACAGUCUUCUGAGAAGCAGUCCAGCCUCUAUUAUGAUUCAAGUGCGUCUUUGCUGUCUCAUGAACAGAAGAAGCACUCAGAGGAAGAUGAUUUUAGGGUUCCUAUCCUAACGCAGUUCCUUGUUGGUCAAGAUAGAGGAAGAUCCUUUCUUUCUGGGCCAGCUAUAACUGAGCCUCCAAAGAAGCAGCUCACUAAUGUCGGUAAUGGACCAAGGCAGAUUAUAGCUGUUAGAUCUGUCCCAAGACAAGAAGGAAGGAAACAAAAUGAUGAGAAUAAGGAUGGAGUUUGUGAGCUGUCAAUUGAAGGUACAGAUUCAAUACCUGCCAGUAAAGGCGAAGUUGCUUCGAGGCAGGGUGGUGCUUCUGUUUCUCAUAUUCACGAAGAUUAUGUGCCCAGCAAUGGCAGUAGGUUACCCAAGGCUGGACCACCCUUACAACCAGAGCGUAGAGGUAAUUCGUCCAUUAACAGUCCGGUACUUGUUGAUGGUGUGUACAAUGAAUCUACAAGGUUUGAAAGUAAUGGGGAUUCAGUCCCCAGGUUCGAUAUGGAUCCGGAAGACCAGAGAAUCCAGGAUGAUUCUGAGGUCUGUGAAAACAAGACAUAUAGGUCUUUACCGGCUGUUGCUGCAGAUAGGGAUGGUGACGCUUCUGAGACAUCUGUGGUGGAUUCUGUAUCGGGUUUGGAUAUAUGCCCUGAUGAUGUUGUAGGAAUAAUAGGCCAGAAGCAUUUCUGGAAAGCUCGAAGAGCUAUUGUCAACCAACAGAGAGUAUUUGCUGUUCAAGUAUUUGAAUUGCAUCGAUUAAUAAAGGUGCAAAGAUUAUUUGCUGGGUCACCAAAUCUUCUGGUUGAGGACUCAACUUACUUGGGAAAACCAAUCAAGGGAUCUGCUCCAAAGAAACUCUCUAUAGAGUAUGCUGUCAAGGGAGUUCCAAAUGUUUCCAAACAUCAUAAUGAUUCUGAGAAGCAGAAUUAUAAGAUAGAAGGCUCAGCAGAAAAUACUGUUGGCAAGAAUUCUCUUUCUUCGGUACAAAAUAAUAAUCAGCCGCCAAGCUAUAAUCAGUUGGUAGCGAAUUCUCCUGCGCCAGCUGCAGCUGGGGAUCAUACUAAAGGUCCUUGGUGUUUUCAUCAACCACAGGGGCAUCAAUGGUUGAUUCCUGUAAUGUCACCAUCUGAAGGACUUGUUUAUAAGCCGUAUCCUGGACCUGGUAUGAUGGCCCCAGCUUGUGGCGGCUGUGGACCUCCAGGGUCAACCCCACCAACGAUGGGCAAUUUCUUCCCUCCGCCAUAUGGGGUUCCAGCUAUGCAUCAUUACCAAGGAAUGGGUGCUCCUCCGUUUCCUUCCCCUGCUGGACCUCCCGGUUACUUUCCUCCAUUCGGCAUGGCAGUGAUGAGUCAAGGAAUCGCUGGUCCACCGGUUGAUCCCAUGACCCACUAUGCUGCAUCUGGUAUGCAUGGUCAGCCACCUUGGUUGGGGAUUAACAACGGCAUUCAACAUCAGAACUCAAGUAAUACUCAAAGCCUGUUGAAUGGGGUAACAAUGGAUGCCUCAAAGUCAAAAGGAUCACUUGAUGUUGGUAUGCAAAUUAGUACUGCAAGUAGUCCAAAUAUGGUAGUGCAGGAGAAUGGGAGAGGAAACACCAGCGAAGGAAGUGGUGUGCUUCCACUCUUCCCAACAGCUCCAAUUGUCGAGUCUCCAACUCGUAAUACCCCACCACCUCGUGAGGUUGAUCACCCAGCUGGGGUGAUCAAAGUGGUUCCUCGUAAUGGCAUAUCGGCAACUGAAUCUGUUGCUCGCAUUUUUCGGUCCAUACAGGAAGAAAGGAAACACUAUGAUUCAGUCUAGCUGCUCGUUAUUAUAAAUCUGAAUCUUAUUGCAGUAUAGGUGCGCCUGUAUAUAUAUGUGUGUGAAGUAAGUCAUUGAGGGUUGCCUUGAGUUGAAUCAUUGUUGAUAACUCGAUAUAGUGUUACCUUUGGGGGUGUUUUAACUUGUUCUUUCAGGGUUUGCAAUUCAGUAGUUAUUCUUAGUUGCCUCGCUUGUCGAAUCAAAGCUUCUGGAUGAGCUGUCUAACAGACACAAAGCUUGUGUCGACAUUGUUUUGUUUUUUGGGCUAAUGUUAGCUUUCCUUUGGCAGCUUAACACCUGCUUAUAUAUAAUGGUUUUGUGGCUACAGCCCUUGUAAGAUGUGGGGUUGGUUAUCUUUCCUGUUCAAUAAAUUUGAGCCAUUUUUUUGAGUUUAUUUAUAAAGAUUGAAAUUUUCGAAUUUCAUUAUCUAUCGCUGUUCUUUGGCCUAAUGGUCGUGUUAACGUGACUUUAACAAAGAAAAAUACUUAACACCCAAUGGAGACUGUGUAACAAAGA
Oldenlandia corymbosa var. corymbosa is the source of this 3677-nucleotide messenger RNA. The record is from the annotation of a GenBank genome assembly. Lineage: Eukaryota; Viridiplantae; Streptophyta; Magnoliopsida; Gentianales; Rubiaceae.